CGCAUGCGCUUCGGCGGGCAGCUCCGGGCGGUCGGACCUCCGGUGUCUCCGCUGAUCUGGUCAGGCCGCCAAGGCCCUCCUGGGCAUCUUUCCGCUACAGCGUUGUCGGCGGGCGGCCCCAGGGGUUGUCAGCGGCCGCAGGGGUCCCGGAUCCCCUCACUCUGCACACUACCUCCCCAUGAACCCUGGCCGAGAGCGGGGCGCGCCAAUCCCAGGAAGACAGACAAGCUCCGUCAAAGGGUGUCUCCGGAGGUGCCGGCGUGAACUCCUCCUUGAGUUCACUGGGACCCCGACCCUCCCACCAUGCUACCCUCCACGGGAUGGGAGCAAUCCGGCCUGGGGAGCGCAGUCCUUGUGCCCACUUAACAGGAGAGAGCUGGAGGCGCUAGAGUCCUCCGGCCCCAUCAGUAACUGAACCUGCCCAGGGCCCCUGAGAGUCACGUCCUGAAUCUCCUUGUCUGGCCACCAGUGAGGCAUGGGGAUGGGGAGCACUGCCAGAACCUGGGCCAGGUGGGGUCUGCCAUGGGCAAGCCUGUCCAGCCCCUGCCUAUGGGGAGAGCUGGCCUCAUAAAAAUAGUUUCACUGUUUCCCCAACUGAAUUUUCCACCCAGCCCAUGAAUGGGGUCAUUAUGCAACAGUGGACACUGCACUGAGGCUUGCUUUCUGCUCCCACAGUCCCCUCCCUGGCCCUGGGAGGGGGGCCGAGGGGGAGGCAGAGCCUGGCCACUGUGAGUAUGCCUGAAGCAGUUAGGUGCAGCUGCUGCUCCCAGGGCCAGCAUCAAAAGGGUCCUGAUUGCAGAGGCCUGGGGCUGGCCCUCUCUGCUCCUCAAGAGUGCCGUGGGGGAAGGCUUGGAGGGACGUGAGCACACAGGAGGUAGGAGAGUUGGUGUCUGAACGCGGGGUGGGCUGGGCAGCUGAGUAAGCCAGCAUACGUACUGCCUACUGCCCUCCCUGGAGAGAAAACCCCGGACAGGGCCAAGCGGGGGUUGGGGUAUCCACUCAUAGGUUGUUUCAGGGGAAGUGCUGCAUAUCGACUAUGAGGCAGGUGGUAAUCAUCAGCCUGGACAGGUCUGGAAACCACGUGCCGGACUGCAUGGCUCUGUGGGACAACGCUGGUGUUCCAAACCCUUCACCAAGCCCCUGAGUGCCUCUUGGUACAGGCCACAAGUCAGCGAGGUGACUGAUCACACAACCAUUAACAGAUGCCAGCAGAGGGCAGGCAGCCAUGCUUACCCUUGACCCUGGCCCACCCGGGGCAUCUCAGGCAGGAUCUGGCCCCAGGCCCUGGGCAGAACCCAGAAGGAGUGCCCAUCGUCCCCCGGUCUGCUGCCAGCGUCGUCAUCAGGCCACCCAGCACGGGAGAAUGGAGGCACCUGCACAGGAAGGCUCCAGCUUCAAGGCAGGAGCUAUGGCCCAGGCAUCCGGUGGCUCCCCAGAGUCCCAUGAUGCCCAGCUGCCACCGCCACCUCAGCCCGAGGACGAGGAGGGGCAAGGGGAGGGGCUCGUGGAGCUGCACGCCUCCUUCCGGGAGCUGUUCACCUUCUUCUGCACCAACGCCACCAUCCAUGGCGCCAUCCGCCUCGUCUGCUCCAGCCAGAACCGCCUCAAGACGGCAUCCUGGGGGCUGCUGUUCCUGGGUGCCCUGGGUGCACUCUACUGGCAGUUCGGGCUCCUCUUUGAGCAGUACUGGAGCUACCCGGUCAUCAUGACCGUGUCCGUGCACUCGGAGCGAAAGCUCUUCCCGUCGGUCACUCUGUGUGACAUGAACCCACACAGGCCGAGCUCAGUCCGCCACCAUCUGCAGGCACUCGAUCGGUUCGCCCGGGAGAACAUCCGCUCUCUCUACAAAUUCAACUUCAGCGAGGACGGGGAUGUCCCCUUUGCCGACGACCAGGGCCCACGGCCUGCCUUCUACCUGGACCGCAGCGUCCGUCUGCAGAGGCUGAGCCACCCAGGUGGCCAGAGCAGAGUGGGUUUCAGACUGUGUAACCGCACAGGCGGAGACUGCUUCUACCGGGCCUUCUCGUCAGGUGUGACAGCCGCCCGAGAAUGGUACCGCUUCCACUAUGUGAGCAUCUUGGCCCUGCUGCCCGCUGCCCACGAGGACAGCCACCAGAGCCACGGUGGCCACUUUGUCUUCUCUUGCCAAUUCGACGGCCGGGACUGCCAGGCCCGGCACUUCCAGACAUUCCACCACCCCACCUAUGGCAGCUGCUAUACCUUCAAUGGUGUCUGGGCUGCGCAGCGCCCGGGCAUCACCCAUGGAAUCAGCCUGGUCCUCAGGACUGAGCAGCAGGACCACCUCCCGCUGCUGUCCACGGAGGCUGGCAUCAAAGUCAUGAUUCAUGAACGUGACCACACACCUUUCCUGGAGCACCAGGGUUUCAGCAUCCGGCCAGGGACCGAGACCACCAUCGGCAUCCGAGAGGACGAGGUGCGCCGGCUGGGGAGCCCCUAUAGUCACUGCACCGAUGGUGUGGAGGGUGUGGGUGGGCAGCUGCUGUACAAUUCCUCCUAUACCCUGCAGGCCUGCCUGGUAUCCUGUUUCCAGCAGCUCAUGGUGGAGACCUGCUCCUGCGGCUACUACUUCUACCCUCUGCCGGCAGGGGCCCAGUACUGCAGCUACUCCCAGCACCCAGCCUGGGGCCACUGCUUCUACCGCCUCUACAGGGACCUGGGGACACACCGACUUCCUUGUGCCUCCCGCUGCCCCAGGUCCUGCAGGGAGUCUUCCUACAAGCUCUCUGCGGGGACCUCGAGGUGGCCUUCCUCCAAGUCAGCUGACUGGAUCCUGGCUGUGCUGGGCAAGCCGGGCCGCAGGAGCUCAAGCCAGAGCAAGAGCCCAAGCCCAAGCCUCAGGAGCAACAUGGCCAAGGUGAACAUCUUCUACCAGGAGCUCAACUACCGAACAGUGGAGGAGACACCCGUUUACUCGGUGCCCGAGCUGCUCUCAGCCAUGGGCAGCCUCUGGAGCCUGUGGUUCGGCUCAUCUGUCCUCUCUGUCCUGGAGCUGUUGGAGCUGCUGCUCGAUGCCGUAGCCCUCACACUGCUACUGGGCUGCCGCCGGCUCCGCAGAACUCAGGGGUCCCAGACAGGGGCAGCCACAGUGGCGUCCCACACCAAGCCGGAGGCCAGCCAGUUGCCCACUGACUGCAGGAAUGACGUUAAUCAUCUGGGGGGCCCUGCUGGCCUCUUCUCCCAUGCCGCUUCUGGGAGCUAUGGCAGGAAUCUUUGCUGAAGAGUUAGGCCAAGUGAGAGCCCCAGCCUCCUGACACCUGAACCAGCCUGAGCUUGUUCUGAGCCUGAGGAAUAUGGGAGCGGUGGGCUCUCCUGGCUGCCCAGAGUGAACCAGACCAGCCCCACAGAGCCACCACCAGGCAGCCAAGCCAAGCCCAGGGCCCAGGAAGCAGCAGCACGGAGCCCACAGGCAGGCAGGCAGGCACCAGGGUGCCCAGCCCCUUGGGCCCUCUCAUCAGCCCAGUGGUGGCCUCACUCAAGGAGGCCCAGGGCAGGGGGGAGGGGAGUGUCCCACCACUCUGGAUUCCUGCGUCUAGUCUGUACGUACCCGUGAGUGUGUGCAUGCACGGGGGUGGGGGGGACCUCCACAUGGGAGUGUGCCUGUGUUUGGUGUCACUGUCACAUAAAAACGUACGUGUGCUUCUGAGUGUGCCAACAUAUCUGUCUACACCUAUGUGUAGAUGUGUGCGGGCAUCAGGCAGAGCCUUCCUUAACUCAGGACAGGUGGAAGGAAGGGUAGGGCCAGGCCAAGGUAACCUUGGUGACCUUGGGCUGCUUUGUAAUAAAACUUGUGAUCUCA
This is a messenger RNA of Prionailurus viverrinus (fishing cat), 3817 nucleotides long. It is a transcript of the gene SCNN1D, whose product is annotated as sodium channel epithelial 1 subunit delta. The transcript is spliced from 14 exons. Gene Ontology annotation, cellular component: membrane. Gene Ontology annotation, biological process: sodium ion transmembrane transport. The coding region runs from base 1226 to 3238 and encodes 670 amino acids. The record is from RefSeq and is a predicted model, not a curated record. Gene Ontology annotation, molecular function: ligand-gated sodium channel activity. NCBI's taxonomy places the organism in Eukaryota, Metazoa, Chordata, Mammalia, Carnivora, Felidae.